AUGGAUGGUAAUCACAUGAAUGUGAAUCCAUACGCACCUCCAUUUAGUAGUAUGGGUCCAUCAGGAGCAGCGCUUUUCUUUGGAAGAAAAUGGUGGUAUUACAAUCAGAGGAGAUUCGAGUUUGAUCCUAGGGAGUUAUCGCAAAUUCUAGGAGUACCAAAUAGACCUAGUCAUCUCCCUGAAGCCGAAGCAAUUCUUCCAGGACAUACGCUUAAUAGACCAACAUUAGGAAUGUUGAAGUCUUCCCUGAAAUUCCCUCACAAAGAGUUAGAAGAUGGGGCUGGAGUUUACGGUGGCAUCGAAAAUUUGGGAUUAAAAUAUGUUUUACAGUUACUCAAUCAGUACGAAGAAAAGUCAGCUUUACGUAAUUCAGUGCCAGAAAAAGUUCAACAACACCCGACAAAUGCCUCGUCUUCACUUGAACAUGAAAUGGAUUUAUCCGACAAAGAGACAGUAAAAGUUAAAAAGAUUAAUUGGUUAUAUAAUUCAAAGGACCUCUACAAUCACAUAAAAAUUGACCAAGAUGCACCAGAGCUUAAUGAAUUAGUACCACCUAUAGAGGAUAAAGAUAUCCGACAAUGUGCUGGGCCAGCUUCAGACAGUCAAAAAGUGAAAAAGAAGUUAAUUAUCGACCAUGACGGCGGAGCAGAUGAUGCCAUGGCGAUAUUUCUCGCUGUGUUAUAUGAGAAAUAUUUUGAUGGGCCAGAAGUCGUCGCACUCACAACAACCUUUGGCAAUGUUAAGGAAGAUCAAGUUUUCAACAAUAGCCAAAGAAUCCUCAGUGUAGCUGAUAGAAGAGAUGUUCCAAUUUAUAGAGGAAGUAAAGUUUCUUUAAUACAGACCAUUCCUACCGAUGCCUUUUUUGGUUAUGAUGGUCUUGGAGACAAUGAAAUUAUUGAACUUUUUUCUCCAAUUGAAGCCCAGAAGGACUGUGCUGCUAUCGCCCUUAUUGAACUAUCAAAGAAAUAUCAAGGUGACCUAAUAAUAGUAGCAAUAGGUCCCCUCACAAAUAUAGCACUAGCUAUGAAAUUGGAUCCUGAGUUCCUAUCUAGACUUUCACAUAUUUACAUCGGAGCCGGACACGUUUAUGGUGACAAUUAUAAGACUGCUGAGUUCAACGCAGCCAUGGAUGUCGAAGCUUAUUACAUUGUAACACAGAAUGGAGUUCAAGAAAAGAUGACUGUAGUACCGUUUUCACAAAUUAUGGAUUAUUUACCAUUAACUCAGGAUUGGAGAGUAAAACAACUGGGAUCGAUUACGACUAAAAUAAUGAAACAUCAAAAUAAUUUCGAACGGACGUCUAUAAAUAGUAGUUUGAUAUGGUGUCUUCUAGAUCCAGCAGUUAUGGCAAUAGCAUUAGAGGAGACCUCAAUAGUAGAAGAGAUACGUUAUUCUAAUCACACUAUCAUGACUUGUAAUGCAGACAGAGGCCGAAACACUAACAUAUACUCAACAAAAGAAAAUGCAAAUGUAGCUUUAGUAUACAAAGUGAGGAAGGAGGCCUAUGAAGAUUUCCUUUAUUCUGUUUUUUCUUCUGAACUAAAAGCUACCUAUUCUUCCCCGAAGCUAGUCAUCGAUAAUGACGCUGGUGCUGAUGAUGCAAUGGCAAUAUUUAUGGCUCUGCUGUUUGAAAAACAUCUUAAUGGUCCAAAACUGGUCGCAUUAACAACUGGAAAUGGGAACACCAACGAGGACAAUGUCUAUAGAAAUAAUCAACGGGUUCUCAAAGUCGCUAAAAGACAAGAUGUCCCAAUUUAUAGAGGUGCCAAAGCCUCCCUUGUAAUAACUCCACCAAUUACUGACUAUUUCGGAGUCGAUGGUCUGGGAGAUGUAGGUGAUAAUGACACGGAUCUUAUUCCUGCACAGGAACAAAAUGCCAUCUUAACUUUAAUUGAGUUAUCAAAGCUAUAUGAAGGACAGUUAAUGGUCGUCACAAUUGGAAAGUUAACUAAUGUAGCAAUGGCCAUCCAAUUGGACCCAAACUUUAUAUCAAGAUUGCAACACUUGUAUAUUGGGGCAGGUCAUAUUCAAAGUAAACAGGAAUCAGAACCGGAGUUCAAUGCUCAUAUGGACGUAGAAGCCUACCAUAUAGUAGCGCAGCAUGCAACGCCAGACAAAGUUACAUUUUUACCUUUUUCACAAGUCAAGCAAUAUUUAAAUUUUACAAGGGAAUGGAGAGAAAACGUACUCGGAAGUAUUGAUAAUGAAAUUAUAAAAAAACUUAAUCUCUAUGAAAGGAUAUCAUUACAAAAUUCUGAGUUUUGGCAAGCAUUAGACCCUGCAGUAGUUGCAAUUGCAACCCAACCUCAAUUGGUUAAAGAGUAUAAAUAUGCAAAAAAUUCUAUUUCGCUAUGUGGUUUCUCACCAGAAAGGUGCCUUAAGAAGGUCAUAUCCCCCAUAGGAGUUUAUGUAGUGAGGUCCAGUCUAGAUUUCUAUAAGGAUCCUGUUCUUGAACGAUAG
Molecule: messenger RNA, 2460 nt
Organism: Danaus chrysippus (African queen)
Lineage: Eukaryota; Metazoa; Arthropoda; Insecta; Lepidoptera; Nymphalidae
Source: the annotation of a GenBank genome assembly